AAUAUAUCGUGAACAUACAGUACGUUGGAGACGUAACAAUUUACUACUACAUAAGCGCCACCUGGUGGUGGGAUCACAACCAGUUUUGCGUCGUGUUUUAUAUCUCGAAAGGGUACAUCGGCUACAUAUUCUUAAAAUAACUCAAAGUAAAAGGACCAAAAUAAACGAUUUGUGUAAUAAGAUUAUGAUUAGGCACAUAGUAGUAGAUUGUUUUCACGGGUUUCCGGCAAGCGUAGUUGUCAUAGCAACUGCAAACAAUAAACCGAAACUUCUGCAGCAACACAAGUGCUUUCUAAGAUUUUUACCGAAACGUAACAUUUAAUAGCCUUCUGUGCAUUUUCACAUUUUAACCAUGAUUACUCCACCCGACUCCUUGCUGAAGUACGAUACUCCGGUGUUAGUGAGCAAAAAUACCGAGAGGAAAUCCCCAAAGAGUCGCCCUUUAAAAGUGAGUCCUCAACAGAUGUCAAUCAAUGCCCCUGUUCCACCUCCACCUAAACCAAAGAGUCCCUCAACGGAUGCCAGCCAACAGCAAACAGAAGAGAUCUUAAAUGCUAUUCUACCACCUAGGGAAUGGAUGGAGGACAACCAGUUAUGGGUGCAGCAGGUGUCCACCGCACCGUGCACACGGUCAGACGUCAUUCAUUUAAAAGAGCAGCUGCACAAAAAGCUAGAGCAGUACCAGGCCAAAGAGACAGGUAUAUGCUCCGUACGCAGGGAACUCUACUCUCAGUGCUUUGAUGAGUUAAUCAGACAGGUCACGGUUAACUGUGCGGAGCGGGGCCUUCUGGUGCUGCAAGUUAGAGAUGAGAUUCGCAUGACUAUUGCUGCCUAUCAAACAUUGUAUGAGAGCAGCAUCGCAUUUGGCAUGAGGAAAGCUCUCCAGGGUGAGCAUGGAAAGCUGGACAUGGAGAACAAGACGUUGGAGUUGGAGAGCGAGAAGCGAGAUUUGGAGAGGCUGGUGAAUGAGCAGAAGGCUAAAUGUGAGGCCAUUGAGAGACGGGAAGCUGAGCGAAGGGAAAUUGAGGAAAAGAAGCACGCCGAAGAGGUCCAGUUCCUCAAAAAAGCCAAUCAGCAACUCAAGGCACAGCUGGAGAGUAUAAUUACCCUGAAGAACAAACCUUGAAUUAUUAUAACUGUUAAAACGCACUAAAUCUGAAGUUGUUUUUCUCACUUUUCAGUUUCAAUGAAUAAAAU
Messenger RNA from Triplophysa rosa, 1197 nucleotides. RefSeq names its product dynein, axonemal, light intermediate chain 1 (gene dnali1). Gene Ontology annotation, molecular function: dynein heavy chain binding. The record is from RefSeq and is a predicted model, not a curated record. The coding region runs from base 353 to 1126 and encodes 257 amino acids. Gene Ontology annotation, cellular component: axoneme; filopodium. NCBI's taxonomy places the organism in Eukaryota, Metazoa, Chordata, Actinopteri, Cypriniformes, Nemacheilidae. The transcript has 6 exons.